CAUUGCUCAUUUUUAUUUCGUGUUUAGCGGUCGUGCGCGUUCCGGGAUAUUAUCAAGAGACGUGUAAACAAACAUGACCGUCCUCAACAUAGACACUCCACCAGUAGAUGCCCCAUCGCCAGAUUCUCCACCUGCAGAAGCUCGACCAGCCAAUGGACCAUAUCAAAAUCACAUAAAUAUCAAAGUAUGCAGACGAGACGGAACAAGCCUUCAAUUUCUCAUCAAAAAGACUACACCGUUUGACAGAUUGAUGAAAACGUACUGUACAAGAUCUGACUUGCCUUUGAAUGGUGUCAGAUUACGGUUCAAUGGAAUACAAGUUUGUAGGCUUGAUACACCUUUAUCUCUAGAGAUGGAAGAAGGCGAUUUCCUAGAGGCACUUCAUGACUUUUAAACAGAUACUUGUUAAUGUAUAACAAUGAUGGAUGUAAACAUGUAUGUUUAUAUUAUAUUAAUUAUAUGCAAUA
This is a messenger RNA of Metopolophium dirhodum (rose-grain aphid), 467 nucleotides long. RefSeq names its product small ubiquitin-related modifier 3-like. Lineage: Eukaryota; Metazoa; Arthropoda; Insecta; Hemiptera; Aphididae. The record is from RefSeq and is a predicted model, not a curated record. Gene Ontology annotation, biological process: protein sumoylation. The transcript is spliced from 3 exons. Gene Ontology annotation, cellular component: nucleus. Gene Ontology annotation, molecular function: protein tag activity; ubiquitin-like protein ligase binding. The coding region runs from base 74 to 394 and encodes 106 amino acids.